AUGCUCUACAGCAGUUCCUAAUUCAAAGUUUACACCUGAACGAGGGAAUUUUACCGUAACAGUUUAACAAUUUUAAAUCGGUGAUUUAUUAAUAAAUGAAUUGUUCCUCUCUAGGAAGAUUAUAGUGAGCGGAAAAGUAGGAAAGAAGGAAAAAGCUUGCAGUUUAUAUAUUUGUUCAUUUGGAGGGGAAAAAAGAGUUAGUUACCAUGUUACGAUUGAUUCAACUGUUGGUCAUCAGUUUCCUAUUUAUUCACUAUGUACAAUCGGAAAAACUGCUGCCCAAAUCCUCUCAUGUUAUUAUAGCGCCAAAAUAUGUUCGUCCCGAUAUGACUUAUCGAAUGAGCGUCGCUAUUUUCGAUCUUCAAACUACUUCAGCUAUCUUAACGGCUACAAUUGCAAAUGAAAACUUUAACGAAGCGAUCGCUUCCUCGACAAUUCGUGUUGGUGCUCAUAGUUUAAAUAUGCUGGAGAUAAAAGUUCCAAAUUCUGCACCUCCCGGAAAUUAUUCUCUAAAGAUUCAAGCGCUUACAUCCUAUUCUUAUUCUAGUAUUCUAUUUGAGAAUAAGACUGAAUUAUUCUUUAAAGCUAAACAGGUGUCAAUAUUCUUACAAACUGACAAGGCGAUUUACGGACGUUUGCAAUAUAUAAAUUUUAGAAUAUUAGCAGUAAAACCAAACCUCCAACCUGUAUCCAAUGGUCAAAUAACUAUUUAUCUCCUUAAUCCUAGAGGUGUUAGGGUACAUUGGUGGAAGGAAAAGAUGCUGCAAAACGGUCUUUUCGAGGGUAAACACUUUCUAACCGAUCCUAGAUUAUACGGAUGGUGGCAAUUUGAAAUUUUAGCUUUUGGUGAAACAUAUUUCAAAAAAUUCUACAGCUUUGAAUACUACCAAGGUAUGCUGGAAGUUAAUGUGACUAUGCCUCAUUACGUUAUGGAGAAUGAAUAUGGUAUAGUUGGUCUUGUAACGGCAAAUUGGACCAAAGGUUAUCCGAUAAAAGGUUCUGGACAUAUUCAAUACGAACUAAAUCCACCGGAAAACAUGAAGAAUAGAAAAAGCAUUUCGUUCCAGACAAGAAUACCUUUCUUUGAAGGAGUGACAAGCUUCGCCGUUGGAAUGGACGAAUUAAGAAAUAUGAAUAAUAAUGCUUCGCUAGAAGGAUAUAAUUUAGUUGCAACUGCAGUUGUUCACGAUAUAAUAAAAACACAACUGCCAGCGACAGGUCAAGCUACAACUAAGAUAUUUGGUACAGGUUCAAAAUUAAGGGUUCUUGGAGGAAGAAUUCGUACAUUUAAACCUGGAAAGUUGUUUGACCUCUACAUCGCAGUAUAUCAAGCCGAUGGACAACCUUAUAGAAAAUCAAUAAACUCUGCGUUACGAAUUGAACGUCAAGUUUCAAAACUUGAUGGCUCUCCAGUUAAAUCGGCAAAUUUUAAAGAUAUUGUAAUUAUUGGGGAUAAUGGUAUAGCUCAUUUGUCUUUCAUUCCUGAAGAUGAUGAUGACGAAAUGACGAUAACGAUAGCGCAUCGUCAAGCUGGAAUAAAAGUUGUAGCAACAAGGGAAUUUUCCGCUAUUAAUGAGUACCUUUACGUAACAACAUCUACGGUUCAACCGAAAGUUGGCGCUUAUAUGAUCUUCACCGUUAGGUGUACAACUUACGUACCUAAAAUUCAAUAUAUGGUCACAGCUCAAGGAACCAUUCUAUUCGUAAAUGAAUUAGCCAUGGAAAGCCAACAAAAGACUUUUUCCAUCGCUCUAUCCAGGGAUAUGAUACCUAGGGCUCAUAUCUUAGUUUACGGUCUUUAUAACGGUAGAGUUUUGGCGGAUGCUCUUCAUUUUUAUGUUGAUGGAGUUAGAGCUUCUGAAUCAGAUUUGAAGCUUGUCGUUAAUAAGGGUAAAGAUUUUACUCAUAACACUAUAGAGGUUGUGGCAAAAGGAGAUCCUAGUACCUUAAUCGCAUUCAAUGUUCAAGACUAUUCAAUAUAUAGAUAUGAACCAAAUUUCCUUACAAGAGAUAAAAUUGAAAAGGAAUUUGCAUCCUAUGAUCUUGGUGCUAACUCAACAUUGAGUCAUACUUGGUUAAAAGAUGAGGGAAUAGAGGAAACAGUCCAUUUUCCAGCUCCUUCCAGUGCUAUUGAUUCGAAUACGACGUUUCUAUAUUUGGGUCUCGAAAUUUUUACGGAUGCAAAAUUGGAUAGGAUACCCGGAAGGGCAACUUGUAAUUUCACUCUAGGAUUCUCACCGUGUUUCGUAUCCGGUUGCUAUUCUUUGGACAAAGCUUGUGAUGGGUCAUGGGACUGUGCUGAUGGUGCCGACGAAAUGGGGUGUCCAUCCGAAGAUGAUUACACUCCAAAACGGCCACAAAAUAUUGAGUCUCUCUAUCCCGUCCUCAUCUACAAUUACGAAGAAACAUCCUGGUUAUGGUCGUGGCAUUACACAAAACCGGAUGGUAGCUCUUUUGAAGUUGUAAAGGUUCCAUACAGGCCAACCACUUGGCUUGUAAGUGCUUUAACCUUAAGUAAGGAACAUGGCUUAGCUAUUGUAGAAAAUCCUGUUAGGUUUAAAUCAACAAGACCAUUUUACAUUGAAAUGGAUGCUCCGGAAAUUGUCCGCACAGGUGAACAGAUAGGAUUACAAGUAACAGUUUUUAAUUAUUGGUCAGAAACAUUGGAAAUUUUAGUUACUAUUCACGAUCCCGAACCGUUUAAAGUGAUAACAGUACCUGAUGAUGGUUAUGUAACUAAUUAUGAUCCAGUCUUGACAAAAGGUUCAAGACAAGUAAUGGUUUGGCUAAAACCCGGUGGUGUUACAUUGAUUCAUUUUGGAAUCGUUUCCGCGGAGAUAGGAGAAUAUACUGUCUCUGUCUCGGGAGAAUCUUUCGCGGCCAAACAUACACAAAGCGCAACCAUAAAAGUUGUGGCCUAUGGCGUUGAAAACUAUUACAAUACACCACGAAUGAUUGAUAUGUUGAAUAGUGGAGCUUUAUCAAUUCCUGAUCUUGAGAUACCUAUUAAUCAAAGAUUUCUCCUACCUGAGAAGGUACGUCAUUUAUACGUUCCAGGAUCGCCCCAUGCCAGAGUAUCGGUUGUUGGUGGGUCAGCUGGGCCCAGCUUUACCUAUGGUAUAUGGGAUACAUCAACUUAUCUCAGAACUACAACCAAUGCGGGAUCAGUCUUUGCCAACAAUUUAGGAAUAAAUCUCUUGUGGUUAAACUUUUUUAGAACUCAAAAAGCAGUUAAUAAAGAAACAAUUAAAGAAGUUCAUCAUGGUAUAGCUGAUCAAGUUGCCCAGCUUAUGGUCUACUAUACAAAUAUGGGUAAUGGAUUAGGAUACUUUUCUAUGUGGACAACUGAAAGGCCAAGUCUCUUGGUCUCAAUCAAUUCUGCAUCUAUUCUUGCAACAUUUUACAAAAAUCCUGAAUGGUUACAACAAGAGUUAUACAUUGAUAUAGGCGUUGUUCAGAAUACAACAAUGUGGAUAUGUAACAGGCAGUUACCUAAUGGUGCUUUCGGCGAUGACGAUGUACUCUUUGAUAUGACACUUUAUAAAGAUAUUGAAGAUAGUAAUGGAAAGAGAUUAAAUGUCUCAUAUACUGCCUAUGCUAUUGUAAUGUUACAAGAUAUCUAUUCACAUCUAACAAAUUCUACAGUCGCCGCAAAUCUCAGAAACACACUCAACCUGGCAACAAAGUAUAUUGCACCAUAUGCAAACGGUACUGAUGAUCCAUUUAUAAUGGCUCAUAUAGCACUGGCAUUAAAAAAAGCAUCACAUUAUAGUAGCGAAGAUGCAUUUAAAAAAUUCUACAACUUACCGAGAAAAGAUAAUGGAAAAUAUUGGUCCAGAGUGCCCAUUAAAGCCGCUAGUAUCAAACUGGAAAAUCAAGUUCCAGUUUUACUUCCAAAAAUACCACAAGCUGAAGAGACUCAGGCCAUUGUUGCAACUUCAAUAGGGCUUAUACUAGAGAUGAUGAGAUUUGGUACCGAAAGAGAUUUAUCAAUUUAUAUACCUAUAGUUAAUUGGUUACAAACAAUGCGAACAACUUUUUAUGGUUGGUCUUCUCCUAUAGCAAGUUACUGGGCUUUACAGGCGUUGAUAGCCUACGAGAAGGCGGAUAAAUUUGUAGCUAUUCAUAACAUAUUUACACAAAUUACGCAGACAAGCACUGAUAAUGUAUUUGAUUUUUAUCUAAACAAAACUAAUUGGUACGAUUUACAAGCUUUUGAAAUUAACGACAAAGUUUGGGGAACUAUUAGGACAGGAGCAACUGGCAGUGGUAUAAUCCUUCUUCAGCAAGAAGCUACUGUCACCGUUGAAUAUCAAGAUCAAAUAAGACAAUCGUUAAAUAGAACAUUCGAAUUAGAUGUGGACAGUGUUUCUUUCUAUGGAAGAAAUUACUCAAUCCUAGAAGUAACUGUAUGCGCAAAAUGGCUGAGAACAGAUCUAAGUCCAACGAGUGGACAAGCCGAUAUUGAGAUACAAAUACCAAGCGGCUAUUACGUCUUAAAAGAGAUGCUUAACAAUUUCACUAAUUCCAAUCCACUAGUUCAAGAUAAUGGUUUUGAUACAAGUACACAAGUGGCUGUAUACGAAUUGGACUAUAUUCCUCCGGAGAGAACUUGCGUAUUUGUUCAAGCUCAUAGAUAUUUCCCUGUUGCUAAUAUUACAAUUCAACAGACAGUAAGAGUCUAUGAUCACUACGAUAUUGGAAAAUAUAAUAAAACAUACUACGAAGCUAGUACACUUUUCCAAACAACAAUUUGUCAAGUUUUUGGAUCUUAUCAGUGCCCAUAUUCACCUUUUUACAAUUCUGCAAAGCCAUUGAAAAACACGCCAUACAUAUCUUUAUUCUCAUUUUUUAUUAUUGCUUUUACAUACAAAUGGAUUUUCCGUUAA
Dimorphilus gyrociliatus is the source of this 4889-nucleotide messenger RNA. NCBI's taxonomy places the organism in Eukaryota, Metazoa, Annelida, Polychaeta, Dinophilidae. The record is from the annotation of a GenBank genome assembly.